AUGAUAUAUCUUAUGAGGCUAUAUCCACUGUAUAAAGGAAGAUUUCUCAUCAUAGCUUUGAAAGUAACAUUAAAAUUAGAAUACAUUCUUUUAGAGGAAAUCGUCGCAACUAAGCAUGAAGACUUUUCGAAACCCUUUAUAAGUUUGGGACGAAACACAAAGUCAGACAGACAAGUUAAAACGUCAGUCCCAAAGACAAUCAACACUGAGCAAACCACGUCCCUGAACCGUCUACGGUCCACGAGGAAAUCCCAGGGGAGGGUCCCAGACCUGAGCAGUGAGUCUUGGCUGAUUUCUGUUGUUGGAGUCCUGGGGAUUUCCCUGGGGGUCAGUCUCGUCGUCAUUCUAGGUCUAGUGUGUCUCUUCCUCUGGAAGAAGAAACAAGACAACACCAUUGGAAAACAAACAAAUAUUAAAAGUGAUGGCAGACAAAGAGACCUAGAGACAAACAUGUACAGCUGUGACCAUAUGAAUAGUAAGGAGGCGUUGACUCUGACAGAUGUGGAGAUAGCCACCAGUGUUGAUAAACACAGUUAUAAAGAAUCAGCAGAGUAUCAAACUCUCUGUACGGUCUCCCCUCUGAGGAAAUCGGAUGAACGAGGACGUUCGGAGGCUCCUAGCCAUUCUACAGACACUUAUAUGGAACCUGUGACUCGAGAGGGCGUCACUCUCCGCACCAUUGUCGAUAACCCUUCCUAUGUUGAAGUGAUACCAUAGAGUCACAUACUUCUUUUAACUUGAUAUUAAAUUGACAAGAAAUUGUUAUUGAAGACAGUAGGAGUUUCUCAUUAAAGUGCCUUUAUUUCUCUCAGCUAUAAAACCAUGAUAGAAAAUAAAUAGCAGAAUAAUUG
Saccostrea echinata is the source of this 851-nucleotide messenger RNA. RefSeq lists its product as uncharacterized. Lineage: Eukaryota; Metazoa; Mollusca; Bivalvia; Ostreida; Ostreidae. The transcript is spliced from 2 exons. The coding region runs from base 1 to 717 and encodes 238 amino acids. The record is from RefSeq and is a predicted model, not a curated record.